Messenger RNA from Peronospora farinosa, 465 nucleotides. The record is from the annotation of a GenBank genome assembly. Lineage: Eukaryota; Oomycota; Peronosporomycetes; Peronosporales; Peronosporaceae.
AUGACACCUUUCUUGCACUCCAUGUCGCGUCACAGACACGCUUUCGCGCCACAUUACAGUUACAACUUCGCACUACGCCUAUCCUCAACUGUAGUGGAGCACGCGACAACACCUACACGCCGACGUUUGCGUGAGUUGCCACCGCCAUUGAAUUUGACGGACGCUGCUGCGACACGUAUAAAAGAACUUCUGGCGAGUAAACCGGAUGCCAUUGGAAUCCGUUUAGGAGUUAAAGCACGUGGAUGUAAUGGAUUAUCGUAUACGAUGAAUUAUGCUGACAAGAAGGAGAAAAUGGAGGAGGAAGUAUGCAAGAAUGGUGUCUAUGUUUUUGUUGAGCCCAAGGCACUGUUUCAUGUAGUCGGCACGACUAUGGACUUUCAGGUGACCCCAGUCGCAUCCGAGUUUGUGUUUGAAAACCCAAACGCAAAGGGAAGCUGUGGAUGUGGAGAGAGCUUUAAUGUCUAG